This is a messenger RNA of Terrapene triunguis (Three-toed box turtle), 795 nucleotides long. Its product is annotated as protein shisa-7-like. The transcript is spliced from 3 exons. The coding region runs from base 1 to 795 and encodes 264 amino acids. Gene Ontology annotation, cellular component: AMPA glutamate receptor complex; postsynaptic density; postsynaptic membrane. Lineage: Eukaryota; Metazoa; Chordata; Testudines; Emydidae. Gene Ontology annotation, biological process: regulation of short-term neuronal synaptic plasticity; regulation of AMPA receptor activity. The record is from RefSeq and is a predicted model, not a curated record.
AUGCACCACAACUACGUGCACCUCAACGUGAGCAGCCCGAAGCACCACGCCGCCACGCUGGACUGGCGAGUGCAUCACACCCCAACGUCGGGCCUGAAGUACAAUUCGCUCACCUGCUCCCGCUCCUUCCACAACCUCUCGCACCUGCCCCCGUCCUACGAGUCGGCCGUCAAGUCGGAGCUGAGCCGCUACUCCUCGCUCAAGAGGCUGGCGGAGAAGGACAUGGACGAGCUGUACCUGAAGCGGCGGCACCUGGCCGAGCUGACCCGGGGCACGCUGCCCCUGCACGCCAUGAAGAUGAACUACGAGCGCUAUGGGGAGGCGGCCCAGCACCCGCGACGGGUGAUGUCCCAGGAGCACAUCCUUUCGGACGGCUACCGCCCCUCCCCCUACGACUGCGCCGGCCCCCGGGAGCGGGUCGUCUCCCACGAGCGGCUGCUCUCUCGCGAGGCCCUGCACUCCCAGGAGCCUCUGCUCUCGCCCGAGCGCCUGCACCAGGGCACGGGGCCUUUCCAGGAGCUGCGGCUGGGCCACCAGAAGGCCCUGUCCCAGACCAACAUCUGCGCCGCCGGCACCCCGCUGCUCGAACGCCACCAGGGGCACAAGAUGAACUCCCACCCCUCCUCCGCCAACUCCGCCCAGGCCGCCUGGGAGGUGGGCAGCAACCACACGGCCAGCCGGCGCCAGGGCUUCGGCGCCCGCCGCCAGAGCACCAUCGAGCAGCUGCAGUUCAUCCCAGGGCAUCACCCCAGCCAGCACCUCCGCACCGGGAGCAAGAACGAGGUCACCGUGUGA